Parnassius apollo (apollo) is the source of this 372-nucleotide messenger RNA. The record is from the annotation of a GenBank genome assembly. Lineage: Eukaryota; Metazoa; Arthropoda; Insecta; Lepidoptera; Papilionidae.
AUGGGUACUCAUAAAACAAGAACGACUUCUUAUCACCCGCAAUCUGAUGGAAUGGUAGAACGAUUUAAUCAGACAUUUGCGAGGUACCUAGCAAAAGUUGUAGACAAUCGGCAACGAGAUUGGGACAAGCACAUACAACCGUUUUUGUUGUCAUAUCGAAGCGCUGUUCACGAAAGUACAUCAGUGACACCAAACUUUGGAAGAGAAUUAUGGCUGCCUGCAGACCUGAUUACCGGGAUACCACCUGAUGCCUCACGCAGUAUAACUGAUUAUGCAAAUGACUUGCGGAACAAAAUGAAUGACAUUUUGAAUCAGGCCCGAUUGUCUGACGUGCUCAUAGCACGUCAAACAAUCGGGCCAGCAAAUGUCUGA